AUGCACGACAUCUAUAUCGCGCAGCGCAGCGUACAGGCCGAGUUUUACCGAGUCACCCUCAAGCAAGAGACUCCUACAGAAGAAGAGCGACAAGAGUCCAUCCGAGCAUGUCAUAAGCGUUGCGCAGAACGAACCCUACGUGUUCUCGAGAAGAAUGGGUCUAUCUUUAUAAAGUUGGGCCAGCAUCUCAGUAGCAUGGGUUAUCUUCUUCCGUUGGAAUGGACGACGACCUUCGUCCCCCUUCAAGACAAGUGUCCCGUCUCGUCUAUCGAGUCCGUUGAGGAAAUGUUCGUCACCGACACAGGCCAUCGCAUCGAUGAAUUAUUCUCGAGUUUUGAGCCAUUGCCCAUUGGAGCCGCAUCUCUUGCCCAGGUCCACAUUGGUACGCUGAAGGAGACUGGUCAGAAGGUUGCUGUUAAAGUGCAGCAUCCUGCAUUGGCCGAAUGGGUGCCCUUGGACCUGGCAUUGACACGGUUUACUUUCUCGAUGCUGAAACGAUUCUUUCCCGAAUAUGAUCUAGAGUGGCUCUCGAAUGAAAUGGAUUUCUCGCUACCUCAGGAAUUGGAUUUCCGCAUGGAGGCAGAGAAUGCCAGGAGGGCUAGUGAGUACUUUAAAAAGCGCUCGGAUGCUCCGUUAGUGAUUCCGGAAGUCAUGUGGGCUCAGAAGCGAAUUUUGGUUAUGGAGUUCCUCUCGGGCCAUCGUCCGGAUGAUCUCGAAUAUUUGGACUCCAACCAUAUUGACCGCGACGAGGUCUCCGCCGCGUUCGCGCAUAUCUUCAACGAAAUGAUCUUCGGAGACAAUGCCCCGUUACACUGCGACCCCCACGGCGGUAAUAUCGCCAUUCGCAAGAACCCCAACCGACGCCGCCACAACUUUGAUAUCAUCCUCUACGACCACGGCCUGUACCGCGACAUUCCACGCGAUUUACGUCGUAACUAUGCUAAGCUCUGGCUGGCGGUCAUCGAGGCGGAUGAAGGCCGCAUGCGCGAGUAUGCGCGCAAGGUCGCAGGUAUCACAGACGAGCAAUUUCCCCUGUUCGCGAGCGCAAUCACCGGACGAGAUUAUACCGUGCUAGCCAAGAAGGAUGUCGCUUCUCCACGCACGGCUGCCGAAAAGGAGAACAUCUCCGGUGCUCUCGGGGAGGGCAUGCUGCAACAGCUUGUUGAGUUGCUCGGCCAGGUACCCCGGAUCAUCCUUUUGAUUCUGAAGACAAACGAUCUGACCCGCAGUCUGGACGAAAAUCUACAUACCCGACAGGGACCCGUACGCACAUUCCUUAUCCUAGCCCGCUACGCUACUCGUACCGUCUUCGAAGAGAAGAUGGAGAACAUCAACGAAACCGGCGGCAUCCUCCGCCCACUCAACUUCUUGCGGUUCCUCUGGGCCUGGACAGGCUAUCUCCGGGUUGAACUGAAACUCUCCGUCUACGAGACUCUGCUGUCUAUGAAAAGUCGGCUCGGGUUGAUCGGAUAG
Aspergillus fischeri NRRL 181 is the source of this 1473-nucleotide messenger RNA. Its product is annotated as ABC1 kinase family protein. The transcript is spliced from 4 exons. The record is from RefSeq and is a predicted model, not a curated record. The coding region runs from base 1 to 1473 and encodes 490 amino acids. Gene Ontology annotation, cellular component: mitochondrial inner membrane. NCBI's taxonomy places the organism in Eukaryota, Fungi, Ascomycota, Eurotiomycetes, Eurotiales, Aspergillaceae. Gene Ontology annotation, biological process: mitochondrion organization; lipid homeostasis.